This is a messenger RNA of Fonsecaea multimorphosa CBS 102226, 1902 nucleotides long. RefSeq lists its product as uncharacterized. NCBI's taxonomy places the organism in Eukaryota, Fungi, Ascomycota, Eurotiomycetes, Chaetothyriales, Herpotrichiellaceae. The transcript has a single exon. The coding region runs from base 1 to 1902 and encodes 633 amino acids. Gene Ontology annotation, cellular component: transcription factor TFIIH holo complex; transcription factor TFIIH core complex. The record is from RefSeq and is a predicted model, not a curated record. Gene Ontology annotation, biological process: transcription by RNA polymerase II; nucleotide-excision repair; transcription by RNA polymerase I.
AUGGCUCCUCCACAAGGGCAGGCUUCAUAUAGGAGACAGCCUGGGAUCCUCUCAAUCUCCAAGGACCGGAAGUCCGUGUCAUGGACUCCUGCCCAACCGCCAGACGCGGCUCCAACCCUGGUCCUCUCCGCGGCGAACAUCACAAAUCUCCAACAGACGCCCGAGACGAAUCCCAAGGUUAUGCUGAAGAUAUUUGCGCAGGACCCUGGACAGACUGAACCAGUUGCCCAUGUUUUCACUUUUACCUCUUCCAAAGAUCCACGGGGCGAGGCCAACGGCAUCAAAGAGGCUCUGGCAAACGUCAUCCAGGCGCAAAAGGCGGCCCAAAAUGCUGACGCAACCUCCUCGUCUGGCCAGUCCGCCGCCAUGACAAUGGCUAACGCUAUAUCCGGCACGGGGCGAGCAACCAAUAUCUGGGAAGACGAUGAGCGACUCAAGUCCGACGUCAAGCUUCAGCAGUCCUUGAUGCGAGAAGACCCUGUGCUGCAGAAGACAUUCGAGGAAGCGCUCGGUCUCAAACCCGAGUCAAUAUCCGACGCGCAGUUUAGAGCCCAGUUCUGGUCCUCCCGCGUGCAUCUCCUUCGAGCCCACGCACUCUCCAAGAGUCAAGGGAAAGGUAGCUACAACGUUUUGGCCGGGAUCAAAAAGGAUGAUGGUGGCAGAAUGAGUCUGAGGCAAGACCAGAUUCGUGCCAUCUUCGAACAAUACCCCGUCAUGCGGAUCGUUUAUGACGAACUUGUGCCGCGCAAGAUCCCCGACGACAAGGAUUUCUGGUCGAGGUUUUUCCAGAGCCAGCUCCUCAUGAAACUUCGUGGGCUCAAAUUCGAUCCGCUGAGGGAAUCCAGAGAUCAAUACAUCGAUGUCGACCAUUAUCUCUUCCACCCCCUGGUGACUGGCCUUCGACCUACUGCAACCGAAAUGCACAUUCCCAAAUUUAUCGACUUGGAGGGAAAUGAGGAGAAUCACUUUGGCUAUGGCAAUCGGCCUGACAGUGAGCUGCGACCUACAACGCUGGACAAAGCGCCUAUCAUUCGGAAACUGAACGCGAUAAGUGAGAAGCUCAUGGCGGCUGUCAAGCCCUCCGAUGUUGAUGCAUCCGCGCCGAUUGGGAUGACCGAGGCUGCUUACGAGCAGCUGAAGCUGCACGAUUUGGAAGGUACCCCGGAACAGCAACGCAUCAUCCUCAACAUCCGCGACCAGAGCCGCUUCUUCUCCCAUAGCCAGUCCGCUCAAGCUGGUGCUAAUGGCGCUGUUGACGGCAACCCAUUUCGAAACCUCGAUCCUGCCAAAGCAAUCAAAGACGUCCAUGCUGAUAUUACCGCACAUUUCGCUCACCCCGGCGUCGGCGUCAUUCCUGUUGGCGAGUUCGAUGAGGACGAGGACGAAGAAAUGGAUGAUGAGUCUUCUCCAAGGGUGGAAAGCGGCUCCUCGGUUGCCAUGAAACACGUCCUCUCCCUGAUCCGAGCCCACCGGGACCAGACUUCACCGAUCCCAGAGGCCUCUGGGCUCAGCACGGCGAUGUACGACCGACUCAGCCUCACACAUGCCACCACGGUAGAGUUUCUGCGGCAGUUUUGGAAUGCAUUCCUGUCCGGAGACUCGGCUCGCGCGAACGAAGUGGCCAGUCUCGUCGAGAGCCUCAAACGGGCGCAUGAGCGCAUCAACGCUAUCGCCGACGAUGCGGAAAAGGAAAGACAGGACAUCAUCCGAGCCAAGGAGAGAGAGGCGAACGAACGACAUGAUAGGUCAGGCAAAAGAGUUAAGUUCCACCCUAAUUCCAUCAAGGGUGGACGGCACGUCGUCAGGCAGUUGCUUGGACCUAUCAUGAAGAGUUUGGAUGUGGCUAUGAGGAUGUACAAGCAAGCCUUGGAGGACCAGACCAAGAAUUCCGGCGAGGGAUGA